CAGAAAUCAACUUCCCAAUUUAACGCCCCAAAUCCAAACCCUAUUGUUUUCAUCAAUCUCCGAACAAAAUUCCUCCAAUUCUCUACCGGAAAGCGAUAAGAAUCGGAAUUCUCUUAUCUCUUCCGUCAACGAUGGCUCGUAGAUCGCUCCGUUUCGCGGCCACGUUUCUGGUGAUUUCAGCUGUUCAAUCGUUGUCGACUGCUCUGAUGUCGUCUCCGAACCUCUCUCCCCAUCCAAAAGCUAUCUCCGAUUUGAAGGAGGCGGUCGUGAAGGGGUUAGGGCUUCAAGCGGAGGACAUCAAGAUUUCCGGGUUUGAUUUGAGGGACGCGUUGGUGGGGCAAUCGGUCUCGUACGAGUUUGAUGUUGAGAUUGAUAACAAGAUCCUUCCGUUCAAGCUCCUGGAGGACGUGAACAGAUGGGAGUACGUGGAUUUACCGAUUUUUCGAGAGGAGGAUCCGGGGAGUGCGAACGGGAAUGGAUUGGUUGACAAGCGGAGAAUGGAGAGUGCGUUGCCGGUUCUGGCUCCGUUCCAGCUCGCUGGUCCGAUGGAACUGUGGAUUCAGGAUGCCAAGGAUAUGAGGCUUUCUUUGCCGCAUGAUGUGGAUGCUGGAGUGCUCAAAAAAGUGAUAUUAGCAGAUGGGGCAGUGGUUACAGUAACAGGUGCCCGAUCAGUUAGCCUGCGCCACCCUGUUGAGCUUCCACUUCCCUUGAACCGAACGCACAGUGGUUUUGCAUCAGGUCUUCUCGCACUGGCUGAACGUCUCCGCCAUGCUUCCCGCACCCAAGGUGAUCCUCUCCUGUCCCUCCGCAUUGUUGGCCCUACCUCAAUCACCUCCCCCAAGUCGCCCUCAAUGUCUGCCGACAACAAACUCAAGCUCAAGCGUCUUGCCCCGGGCCUUGUGGAGCUGUCUUCUCCAUCAAAAACCAAAUCCGUUGAACCCAUGCCAACCAUUGAUCUCAAAGGUGAAGUCACUACCCUUUUGACUCCAGAUCAGUUCACCACUCUAUGGCCCCUUACUUCAAUCAACGGCUUUAACUCCAAUCUGCGUGGCUUUGAGGCACUGCUUUCAUCUAUUCUGGGCCCAAAAGCAAAUGAGGAAGGCAGUUUCAAGUUGCUCAAGGCAGAUGCAUCAGCUCAGACAUUUGUAAAGCUGGGUUUUGGAUUAGAGAGGAAGCUGAAAGAAGGGGAUAAAUAUUGGGAGGGUUUUCCUGCGUGGAGGACAAACCCCGAAACCGUGAAGAUGCACUUUGAAGUCCUGGCAAAGGUUGAGGGAGACAAGAUUGUUCCGGAGCGGGUGAUGCCGGUGGAUCCUGUAAUGGUAGUCGACAGUGUAGCACCAAAUUUGGUUAACGGAAACAUGACCCUGUCAAAAAUCCCAAUUUUCCGCCCUCCUUCCAGUCCUUUCACUUUGUAAGCAGUUGAUGUUUGGGGUAAUAAUUCUUAAGAGGUGAAGUGUAAAGACGCGAUAAUCUUUUCUUCCUUUUUCUAAUUUUCUAUUGAUAUAGCACUUAAGCUACAAAUCAUAUAUGUAUCGGUUUGUGGAAGUCUGGUAUGCUGUAAAAAUUAGUGGGUCGCUAGAGGCUUUUUUUUAUUUAGCCAAUAUGCUGUGACCCUUCUUUACCUGUUGAGAUAAAUAUGUUAUUGAUUCUAAAUAUGAAGAGAUCUGUGUAUUAUUGUUU
This is a messenger RNA of Diospyros lotus (date-plum), 1680 nucleotides long. RefSeq lists its product as uncharacterized. The transcript has 3 exons. The record is from RefSeq and is a predicted model, not a curated record. Bases 132 to 1415 code for a protein of 427 amino acids. NCBI's taxonomy places the organism in Eukaryota, Viridiplantae, Streptophyta, Magnoliopsida, Ericales, Ebenaceae.